GCACCUUUAUAAAUCUUGUGUAUCGCCAUUAGCAUUAAAGAAUCAUUUUGAGUGUUUUUUUUUUGGAUUUCCUCUUUGUCUUUCAGUUUUAUUAGCUCCUUUUCCAAAAAACCUUAAUUUUCCCGCACUUUCUCAACGCAAAGGAAGGAUCUUUCAUCCAAGAAAAUGAGGUGGGAGAGGGUCCAACAAGUGGGUCUCGGUGGUUCUUUCUCCGGCCCCGGGAAGAGAUGGGGGCACACUUGUAACGCCAUUAAAGGAGGUAGAUUUCUCUACGUCUUCGGUGGUUUUGGUCGCGACGGUUGCUUAACCAAUCAAGUCCAUGUCUUCGACGCUGAAACGCGGAUAUGGACUCAGCCUGUAAUCCGUGGCGUACCACCUUGCCCGAGGGACAGUCACAGCUGUACUACUGUUGGGGAUAACCUUUUUGUGUUUGGUGGUACUGAUGGGACCAAGUAUCUCAAGGAUCUGCACAUCCUAGAUACUUCUUCACAUACUUGGAUAUGCCCGGAUAUUAGAGGUGAGGGACCCGGGGCAAGAGAGGCUCAUAGUGCCGCGCUAAUUGACCAACGUCUUUUCAUAUUUGGUGGCUGUGGGAAAUCUCCUGCUUCGGAUGAUGAAGUAUUCUAUAAUGACCUUUACAUACUUAACACAGAAACUUACGUGUGGAAACGUGCUGUAACAAACGGGAAAACCCCCUCUGCACGAGAUAACCACACUUGCUCAACGUGGAAGAACAAAAUCAUCGUAGUCGGGGGUGAAGAUUUGGAUGACUAUUAUCUCUCCGAUGUUCAUAUCCUUGAUACAGAUAUAUUUGUAUGGAAGGAACUGAAAACUUCAGGACAGUUGUUAACACCUCGAGCCGGUCAUGUAACUGUUGCACUAGACAAGAACUUAUUUGUUUUUGGAGGGUUUACGGAUUCACAGAAUCUUUAUGGUGAUCUAUACGUCCUUGAUUUGGAAACGGGUGUAUGGUCCAAGGUAGCUGCCAUGGAAGAAGGGCCAUGUGCUAGAUUCUCUUGUGCAGCGGUUUGUUUAGAUCCUUAUAAAGCUGGUUCGUUUUUCUUUCUCGGUGGGUGCAAUAAGAAUCUUGAGCCGUUGGAUGACAUUUACUAUUUACACACAGAAGGUGGGUACGAUGUCCGGUUUGAUCAAAACCUUAGGAGGUUGUCUCUUAGGAAAGAAAUGAAGCUAAAAUGCCAAGGGAAGAAAUUAGCUGUGACCAGAGCCAACAUUGACCAAGGAAGAGAGAAUGUCCCUUUGAAGACUGGCUCGAAUGAUCAAAGAAAACCAAUGUUUCAAGGCAGGCUUACCCAAAGUAACCCUCAUGGUUACACUAUAGAAACGAUCAUUGAUGGAAAGGUUUUUCAUGGUGUUUUGUUUUCAAACUCUGUUCAAAUGGAAGAUCCUCGCUUCAGUAACAGGAAAAGGCCUGCUACAUCUGAUGGAGAUUGUGAUCAUAGAGCAAAGAUACUAAGAACUUUGAGCAAGGAUUCAGCAGCUGGUAGUAGCAAACAAGCUGAUCCAAAGAAGGUUGCACAUUCAAAUGAUAUGAACGUACCCAUGAUUGACACUCUCCAUGCUAGUGUAAGCAUGGUGGGACCACAGGAGGCAGAAACCGCUGCUGUUAACUCUGUCAAAGAUCAAGAUGCUUCUCAGCUCGAUACGGGGAUUGUUAACAAGGAGCCAUUGCCGGAUACUCAUGAUGAGGCGAAUGUAGAGCCAUCGAGAAAUGAGAUUUCAACAGAUGCUGCUAAAGCUGAUCUUGGAGGAGCUUCAUCGCCACAAAAGCAAGAGGAAGGGGCAGCUGCUGCGGAAGAUGAUGCAGAUGCAGCGCAACAACCGAAACCGUAACAAUGUUACCAGCUUGAAGGAUUUUUUGUUGUUGUUGUGAGGUUAUUCAGUUAAGUAGUAGCUGGAGAUAGAAUUUGGUUUAAUAGCAAAGUUGAAGAAAAUGAAUGAUGAGUGGAAGAAGCCAACAUUUGAAGUUGAGGCCUUUUUUUCUUCUUCUUGUUUUGUAUUUGGAAGUUCUGCAAUAUAAACAGCUUUUCCCCUUUUGCUAUUAUAUAUCCGUUGUAGUUGGUCUCGAUUUGCAAGCAAGAGAGAUGCAUUGUUUACUUUUUUA
Capsella rubella is the source of this 2122-nucleotide messenger RNA. RefSeq names its product tip elongation aberrant protein 1. The transcript has 11 exons. Gene Ontology annotation, molecular function: protein binding. The record is from RefSeq and is a predicted model, not a curated record. Lineage: Eukaryota; Viridiplantae; Streptophyta; Magnoliopsida; Brassicales; Brassicaceae. The coding region runs from base 166 to 1851 and encodes 561 amino acids.